Filobasidium floriforme is the source of this 1683-nucleotide messenger RNA. RefSeq lists its product as uncharacterized. Bases 1 to 1683 code for a protein of 560 amino acids. The transcript has 5 exons. Lineage: Eukaryota; Fungi; Basidiomycota; Tremellomycetes; Filobasidiales; Filobasidiaceae. The record is from RefSeq and is a predicted model, not a curated record.
AUGACCUCCCUGCUGAGUCUGAAUGUUGAGACCGCAAACGGAGAGCUCACGAUUCCAUGCAUAGCCCAUGAUGGUAUGGCAUAUUAUGGAGUUUCUGAUGACGAUACUCUGAAAGCUAUCCUCUCAGGGGAGAUGGAAAGGAAGAUCGAUGAGGAAGAGUUCCAGAAACUCCGCACACUUCUCAGUUCGACCGAUGCACAAGUCCGACAAGCUGUGCAGAAACUCUAUGAGAGCCAUCGGGCGGCGCGAUGGCAAGAGUUUCAUACGGAUUGCGAUCGAAUUGCAGCCACGAUCCAGGCGGAUCCAGACACCACCGAUAAAGUGAAAAAGCAGAUGGACAUUGAGGUCUUCAAUGAGUGUUUAUUACCGUUUCACUACGGUUUGUUUAACACCUUCUUACUGAAACUUAUUGCAGAGCGGUUAGGAAGAGGUGCAGGCCUUCACGUUGAAUUGUUGCUCCUAUCGGACGAAAAGGUUCAUCAGAUGAACCGCGUAGAUGCUGCUGGACUUUACACCACGGUCCGUACGCUUCAGUAUGAAUCCGCUCUAGACUUGACUAGUACUUCCAAAGAGACCUGCAUUAUCGGCGCCCUAUGGCUAUUCCUGAAUCAAGUCGGCGCUCCUGAGUGGAAGUUCGAGCAGUUACCAGGACUUUACAUGGUAGAAGAUCUCGAUACCUUCCGCGAUAGAUCUGAGCUACCUGAAGACAUCGUAAAUGCUACGGUUGACUGUCUAAGGAUCGUCAAGGAGAAUGAGGCCCUGGUUCAAGGAGACAUUUUCGACUACUACCAGCAGAAUGUGAUAUUACAUUGUUCUGCUAAACGAGAAGGCUGCUACCCUCGAAACAGUGAAACAAGCUUUAAGCCUUCGAAAUCAAGAGCUGACCAUGGAAAAGCAGUGCGCAUAUCCUUUUCAUCUCGAGCCACUGCCGUCUUUCUCCCUCAUGAGUACUUCUCUGACGGGGCCAUCGGACUGCCUCAGUCGCAAGGAUGUGACCCAUCGAGCGGCACGGACCGGAACUCUACUGGUACUAGUGGAAAUGUUCCUAUGGCUCUCGGAUACUCGUUUGAGGAAUUCUACCUUCAGUGUUUCUACGGUGUAUCUACACCGUCUGCCAUUGCGGAUCCUGUUCCUCUUGACCUGGAAUUCCGGAUAGAGUUGUCGAUUAGGCAAGCGAAAGAAACGAUACGUAUGCUCGGCAUACUGGAAAAGGUCCGGGGGAAGCACGAAGUUUCAACAGAACGAGACCGGUUGACAGAUUGGGUCAAGUGGUGCAGGCAAUCCCGCCGCGAUCUUUUGGAGCGCAAACACUUGGCAGAUAGCCAAAGAGUGAUCGCUGAAAUUGAGAGUAAGAUCUCAUCACAAGUAGACCCUCAAGUUGGGGUUGCAGCUGAUUCUUCAUCUGUAGUGGCUGCUCAGACGAUGUUUGAAAAGAAACUAGGCAAACACAGCGGGGACAUCCUGGUGCCGGAAGUCAUGAAGGUGUUGAAUGGGUCAACCCGCGAGAUCGUGAGCGUCAACGCGAAGCGAUGGAAGCAGUUGAAAAAGCUAGGGGAUCCUGAAGGGCUAUUUACGCUGGAGGAAGAGGACGAUUCUACUGGCGGGGCCGACGAUGCGCAAAGUCGGGAAAAUGAGUUAGACAACGAGCCUCCCUGGUACUGUAUCUUCGAUCAUGAUGUCUGA